GCACCGCAAGUGCCAGUGACAGGAGACUCGCCGGACGGGACGGGACGAGUUAGUGGCGCGACCGUCUCCCCGCAACUGCCGGGCCGGACUGGACGCUAGAGACAAAAACAGAGACAAGGACAGAGAUAGGAGAAAGAACUUGGGACCGGCCUGGCCAUGGCCUGACUGGCCGGACGAUUGGACAGCGUCGCGCCAUCAGCCCGUGGGAAAAAAAAAUCGGUUCAACUUUCCACUCUCAACUUUGUUUCCGCCGAAAUGUUCUGCCACGGACUGAUAUCUUUGGACGGAGGGUGUCAACAGCUGUGUCAUCACCGGAAAAUCAUGUCUCUGUGUCACAGUUACGUCCCCAAUUACUUUUCAAUCCCAGACAUCCUCGCUACUCAAGAGAAAGUGCCAUGCACGUUCGAAGUGCAAGUCAAACAUUUAGGAUUUUUGGAUCCUGGUUCUGACAAAAGAGACAUCGAAGUUGGUACAAAUAUUGAAUUGCCUUUUUGGAUGGCAAGUGUCUUGAAGACCCAACGUCCUGCAAUAGCUGACGUUGGUUUACCAAAAAUAUUUAAAGAAUCGUAUAGAGAUAUCUUGAAAGCUGACCCAGUUGUAGUUGAUUUACACAAACUGGCUCCAUACUUCUAUGAGUUUGGCAUGAGUUUAUGUAUGUUAAACCACCGAGAGUCACCUGAAAUUGUUAACGUUCUUGUAGAGUCAUUUAAGCAGAGAUUUCGUAAAAUAUUAGACUGGGCACAACAUUCAAAUAUUGAAGUUCCCGAAUCAAAAAAACUAGAUAAUGCAGAAAAAAUUAUCUAUCAAGCGGGGAGGGAAGUUGGUUCGAGUUUGCAUUUGUGGCUGACCGAAGGCGGCUCCCUCAUCAUGGCAGCAGGUAUGGUGAUGCAACAUAAAAAGAUGAAGCUCACACAGAGAGACCUCCUUCAGUAAAUCCUACAUCAUUCUGGAUCAAUUUGGGAAAAAAAUUAUCUUCAUAUUUUUAAAAAGUGUUUAUUGAACAGUCAUUGUCUCAUACAUUGUACACCUAUAAGUAAAGGCAUGCAUAAGGAUGA
Messenger RNA from Thrips palmi, 1055 nucleotides. It is a transcript of the gene Psf3, whose product is annotated as DNA replication complex GINS protein PSF3. The record is from RefSeq and is a predicted model, not a curated record. The transcript is spliced from 5 exons. Gene Ontology annotation, cellular component: GINS complex. Gene Ontology annotation, biological process: mitotic DNA replication initiation. The coding region runs from base 256 to 933 and encodes 225 amino acids. Lineage: Eukaryota; Metazoa; Arthropoda; Insecta; Thysanoptera; Thripidae.